AGCCUACAGGGACUCAAGCAAGCCUCGCUCUGCUUCCUCUUCUCCUUGGUUAAUAAUACUAGUAGUAAGCAUAUACUAGCACUAGCUAGUAAGCCAUGGCGCCGACCGUGAUGGCCUCGUCGGCCACCUCAGUUGCUCCAUUCCAGGGGCUCAAGUCCACCGCCGGACUCCCCGUGAGCCGCCGCUCCAUCAGCACCGGCUUCGUCAGCAACGGCGGAAGGAUCAGGUGCAUGCAGGUGUGGCCGGCGGAGGGCAACAAGAAGUUCGAGACCCUCUCCUACCUGCCACCUCUCUCCACGGACGAGGUCCUGAAGCAGAUCGACUACCUGAUCCGGAAGAACUGGAUCCCCUGCCUCGAGUUCAGCAAGAUCGGGUUCGUCUAUCGUGAGAACAGCACGUCUCCCUGUUACUACGACGGGCGCUACUGGACCAUGUGGAAGCUGCCCAUGUUCGGCUGCACCGAGGCCACCCAGGUGUACGCUGAGUUCGAGGAGUGCAAGAAGGCCUACCCCGACUGUUACAUCCGUAUCAUCGGCUUCGACAACAUCAAGCAGGUGCAGUGCGUCAUGUUCAUCGCCUACAAGCCCCCGGGCAGCGAGUAGACCGGCGGCGCCAAAUAAAAAGCUUAAAUACCUGUCCGUCUCAGUUCAACACCGCUUGAUUAUCUCCAUUUUUCCCCAUCUGAACGCUUCUGUAACUAUUGGGCGAGCAUGCGUGCCCAUGAGCAAUGCUACCAUUGGCUUGCUAAACAUGUGAAUGCAUGGUACAUAGCUCCGGCUAUACCUUUGCACAUAGUGAUAUAUUUACACGAAUGUAUACACAGCGAUCAUAUUCAUACGACAAUGUACCACUAGAUUGCCAAUUCGUUGGAACAUUAUAACAUGGUUGUUUUACUUACGUAAAUGAUCAUAUGAUAAUACAAGGAAAAAGUGUAUUUUUCA
This is a messenger RNA of Setaria italica (foxtail millet), 941 nucleotides long. RefSeq names its product ribulose bisphosphate carboxylase small chain, chloroplastic. The record is from RefSeq and is a predicted model, not a curated record. The transcript has 2 exons. Lineage: Eukaryota; Viridiplantae; Streptophyta; Magnoliopsida; Poales; Poaceae. The coding region runs from base 96 to 602 and encodes 168 amino acids.